UCAGCUGCGUGUCUUUCUUCAUCAAUGGCAAUCUCUUCUCUCCGUUUCCCGCUCUCUCCAUGGCUGCUCCUCAAAACCCCAAAGCUAAAACCCUCCUUCAGAUUUUCAUUUCCAAUCCUACCCUCUUCAAGACACACUCAAUUACUACUCCUAUGCUCUUACUCUCAAUCUCCACCGUCCAUUUCUCCUCCCUUAACGGACUCAAACUCAAAUCAGUCCCUCCAUUCAAAAUGGGAAUCUAUUAGAAAGAAAAAGGUUGCUUUGCGGGUUGGCUAUGUGGGUACUGAUUAUAGAGGUCUUCAAAAGCAACAUGACCAGCAUUCAUUAUUGACUAUUGAAGGAGAAUUGGAACGUGCUAUAUAUGAGGCUGGUGGGAUUCGUGAAAGUAAUUAUGGCAAUUUGAAUAAAAUUUCGUGGGCUAGAAGUAGCCGGACAGACAAAGGAGUUCACUCAUUGGCAACAACUAUAACAAUGAAAAUGGAGAUACCGGAAAAUGCAUGGAAGGAUGACCUUUAUGGAAUGGUUCUUGCGAAACAUGUUAACUCUUAUCUCCCUGAUAGUAUUAGAGUUUUGAGCAUCUUACCAGCACAGAAGAGUUUUGAUCCCAGAAGGGAGUGUGAUAUACGGAAAUACUCUUAUCUCCUUCCUGCCGAAGUUAUUGGCAUCAAAAGUCACUUCAGCAUGGCUGAAAUUGAUGAUCACAUAUCAGACUUCAAUAACAUAUUAAAUGCAUUUGAGGGAGACCAUCCUUUUCAUAAUUAUACAGUACGGUCGAAGUACCGGAGAAAAUACCCAACAAAAAAUGGCCAUGUGUCAAAGAGAGCUAGAUCAUCUUGGGGGACAUCAGCCUCUGGAUCUGAGGAAAGUGAUGAUGAAGAAAAUUUGGAAAUUGAUGGAACAAGUUCAUCAGAUCAUGUGGAAUUGAGUCAGAACUCUUUGGAAUCCAGCAUUUGUGAUCUGAAUGGGGAUAUUUUGAAGGAUCAAAGUUCAAAUUUACCUCUUCGUGCAAGAUGGCUACAUGAACCUGACGAGACAGACAGAAUAGGUGCUGCCCACUUCAGAAAGAUUUUUCGUUGUUCUUGUGGAAAGCUGGAGAAAUCUCUUGGAUUUGAUUUUGUUGAGAUUUCUAUAUGGGGAGAGUCUUUCAUGUUACAUCAGAUCCGCAAAAUGGUAGGGACAGCUGUGGCUGUAAAGCGGAAGGUACUUCCAAGAGAUCUCAUAAUGUUGUCACUGACAAAGUUCUCAAGGAUUGUUCUACCCCUUGCUCCAUCUGAAGUUCUGAUUUUGAGGGGAAACGAUUUUUCCUUGAGAAAAAAAUCUGGUGAAGGGAAAAGGCCUGAAAUGGAGACAAUGGUCGAAUCAGAAGAGAUUCUCAGGGCUGUGAAUGAGUUCUAUUCUACUAUGAUGCUACCUCAAGUUUCAAAAUUCUUGGACCCUUGCAUGCCUCUCUGGAAGGAAUGGGUUGAGAAUUUGGACAAGUACACAAGCAUUCCUGAUGCACAAUUGGAUGAAGUCAGGAUUGCUCGGAAAGUCUGGAUGGAAAAUUUUAAGAUCAGGAAAAGCAUUGAAUCUGUUGUAAAUCAGUGAAACGGGGUAAAACACUUGUCAUCUGACUUGUGAUUUUUUUGACUGAUUUUCACCACCCGGUUUGUUGUUUGUCUGAUGUGUAACAGGGCGAAUUAUCUGUAAUGCCAGAGCCUCUCUGUUUCCCUGUCUGUACCCUGGUGAUUGGUUCUCACCAAUAAUAUGAAAUAACCAUUUGCAAGGUUGCUUGAGCAUGCACCUUACCAUUUUGAGACGCUGCUUCUUGACUGGUCAUCAAAAUACCCGGGUAAUAGCCAGUUUCUGUUCGUGAUGCUGGAUUAGAUUGUUCAGAUGAUCAAGUACUGACGCCACAGCACUGUGCUAAUGGCGGGGGAUCUCACACUAUGGUGGAUCGCCCUUGCAACUUCAAGCAUGAUAAAGUGGCAGAUGGUUGCUGGGUCCAACACGUCCUCAAUAUGGGGUGAGAUUGAAUAGGCUGAACAAGAAACUUCGCAAUCAAAAGUAAAGUGAUAGGGUUCUUGGCAGUUUUGGUGUCUUUUUGACCUUUAGCACAUGAGAUACUGGCUCAAAGCAUGCUGUAUCUUUCAUGCAUCAUGCAUAAAUAGUUUUAAACGUGUAAUUUCACAAAUGUUGGGAGUCUUUAUGCCAUGAUGAGUUUUGCGGUCU
Molecule: messenger RNA, 2211 nt
Organism: Populus trichocarpa (black cottonwood)
Lineage: Eukaryota; Viridiplantae; Streptophyta; Magnoliopsida; Malpighiales; Salicaceae
Product: putative tRNA pseudouridine synthase
Exons: 7
Coding region: 25-1587 (520 amino acids)
Biological process (GO): mRNA pseudouridine synthesis; tRNA pseudouridine synthesis
Cellular component (GO): nucleus
Molecular function (GO): pseudouridine synthase activity; RNA binding
Source: RefSeq, a predicted model, not a curated record